UAGUAAUUUUCGCUUCUGGGGAUUGUGGUUUUUGUCAAGUGUCAUGUUUGGGGUUAUCUGGAAGUGAUCAUUUUUCUAUAAAUAAUGCCAAAAGUGGUGUCUCGCAGCAUAGCAUGUUCCGACACUAAAGAUCAAGAAGAAUACGGCGAUGAGAAACCUCUCCACAUUUAUUAUUGCUUGUGCGGCCAAAUGACUCUAAUUUUAGAUUGUUCAAUAGAGAGGCUUCCUUUACGUAAGAGGGACGGCGCACGUGUCCUCGAUGGGACAAACCAUGCACAUAAAAUAACCUGUGAUAAUGACGAAACUGUACACAUAAAAAGACCUGAAGGGAUAGAAAGACAGUACAGACUGAAAUGUAAGAAAUGCGGACUUCUUUUAUAUUACAAGCACGAGCCCCAAAGUCCAAUCAGUUUCAUAGUUAAAGGGUCUCUAAUUAAAUCAACAAAUGAGGGACCAAUUAAUGAUAUUUAUAACCAAGUGGCUGUAGAGAAACCGAAGAAGAUAAUGGUUACUAAACACACAAAAAAUAUGGGGAAAUUCAGUUCUGUCACUGUGUCUACAAUUGAUGAAGAAGAGGACGAAAUUGAAGCCAGAGAAGUGGCUGAUAGUUACGCCAACAACGCCCGCAUUAUUGAGAAACAAUUAGAACGCAAAGGCAUGAACAAACGCAAGUUUGACUCGACCAAAACCCAGGACAUGAAAAAAAUCCGCGGCACGUUAAUAGACAAAUAAUAAACUUUAUUGUGAACAUUCUUAAAUAUAUUACAUUUCUUACGAGAUUUAAGUUAGAAUAAUAAAAAAUUUAGACUAGUCAACGGUUUGACAAUAAAGGCGUUGUUUCUUGGGCAGUA
This is a messenger RNA of Tribolium madens (black flour beetle), 851 nucleotides long. Its product is annotated as STING ER exit protein. The record is from RefSeq and is a predicted model, not a curated record. Lineage: Eukaryota; Metazoa; Arthropoda; Insecta; Coleoptera; Tenebrionidae. The coding region runs from base 85 to 732 and encodes 215 amino acids. The transcript has 3 exons.